Closterium sp. Naga37s-1 is the source of this 345-nucleotide messenger RNA. The record is from the annotation of a GenBank genome assembly. NCBI's taxonomy places the organism in Eukaryota, Viridiplantae, Streptophyta, Zygnematophyceae, Desmidiales, Closteriaceae.
AUGCCUCUGCCCUUCUCGUCGCACGCGCCGCUCACUGUGUUUCCCAUUCUCUCCCCUCAAUCCUACCAAUCUUCUCAUUCCGCCAACCACUCCUCUCCCACCCCACCCACCCCGCCCCUCUCCCUCCUUCCGCGUUUCCCCGGCCAUCUGAACUUACUUGCAUCCCCUGGGUGCUCGCGAGUGGCGCAGCUGCCGGUGUACGCGUUUGUGUCGCUGGGGUGCUACGCCGUGGGCGCGCUGGGGUACGGGCUUAUGCGCUUCCCCACCUGCCCGCACGAGGGCGCGCUGCUGCGCCAGGACAUAGUGGAGGCCAAGGAGUAUCUCUCAAAGCACGGCCUGCAAUAG